Messenger RNA from Telopea speciosissima, 1415 nucleotides. Its product is annotated as 14-3-3-like protein D. NCBI's taxonomy places the organism in Eukaryota, Viridiplantae, Streptophyta, Magnoliopsida, Proteales, Proteaceae. The record is from RefSeq and is a predicted model, not a curated record. The transcript is spliced from 7 exons. The coding region runs from base 166 to 954 and encodes 262 amino acids. Gene Ontology annotation, cellular component: cytoplasm. Gene Ontology annotation, biological process: signal transduction.
UCGCGUGUCAUUUUCAUCCUUUUAUCUCUCUCUACCGGUCUACCCUCCUCUCGUCUUCUCCCUCUCAUCGGUCUCGAGACUCUCGACGGAGGAGGAAUCUUUCAAGCACACAGAGAAACGAAGCCGUAAAGCUGAGUGCCUAAACCCUAAUCUUGUAGAUCAGCCAUGGCUUCUUCUAAAGAGCGUGAGAACUACGUUUACAUCGCUAAGCUAGCCGAACAGGCCGAGCGUUAUGAUGAAAUGGUGGAUUCAAUGAAGAAAGUGGCGAAGCUCGAUGUCGAAUUGACUGUUGAGGAAAGGAAUCUGCUCUCUGUUGGCUACAAGAACGUCAUUGGUGCUCGUAGGGCUUCCUGGAGGAUCCUUUCAUCUAUUGAGCAGAAGGAGGAAGCCAAAGGGAACGAGGUGAACGCGAAACGGAUCAAGGAGUACCGACAGAAGGUUGAAUCUGAGCUCUCCAACAUUUGUAACGAUAUCAUGACUGUAAUCGAUGAGCAUCUGAUUCCUUCUUCUACUGCUGGAGAAUCUACCGUUUUCUACUAUAAGAUGAAAGGGGAUUAUUAUCGAUAUCUUGCGGAGUUCAAAAGUGGCAACGACAGGAAAGAGGCCGCCGAUCAGUCUCUCAAAGCAUAUCAGACAGCAUCCAGUACAGCAGAAUCUGAUUUGUCUCCUACCCAUCCAAUCCGUUUGGGUUUGGCAUUGAAUUUCUCUGUCUUCUAUUAUGAGAUAAUGAAUUCACCUGAAAGGGCCUGCCACCUUGCCAAGCAAGCUUUUGAUGAAGCAAUUUCAGAGCUGGAUACCCUUAGUGAAGAAUCUUACAAAGAUAGCACUCUAAUUAUGCAGCUUCUGAGGGACAAUCUUACCUUGUGGACUUCUGAUAUUCCAGAGGAUGGAGCAGAUGAUCCCCAGAAGAUGGACAUUGCUGCCAAAGCCGGCGGAGGUGAGGAUGCAGAGUGAAGCGGACAGCCAUAGUGCCCUGAAGAUGUAAAACUGGGAGAAGUGUUGCCUGCUUGCAUGUCUGGGAUCUUGUUUCUUUAGUCAAGGAGAGAGUCUUGAAUAUCUAUCCCUUCAUUCCUUAUUAUCGUGUGGUUCUUAUUAUUGUCCUUAUUAUGAUUAUUAUCAUGAUAGUUUGAUGUUAUGACGUUGUCAGUCCGUUUGGCGUUUGCAUCCCCCACGCUCUUCUCCACUCUGCCGUGGUGGAUGGAAUUUAAAGGAUUGACUUGGUUGCUUUAGAAGGUUUCCUUUUCUUGAAAAUUGCGACAAGAUCGGAUGGACUGCUAUUACUGCUUCCACUACUGCUACUGGAAAUUUUCUUUCAUUCACCCCCUUCCUCUUUUUAGACCUUAUUCUGUGUACUGCUUGUUGAACUUGGAAUGUUCCAAUGUGGAUUCAGAUUAUUAAUAGGUAUCUGUUCUACU